GCCAUGAAAACUAGGGCUUUUGUGGAGCUAUGGCGCUCCCAGAGCAGGGAGUUCUUCUCUACUACAAGUUCGUCACGCUGCCGGAUCCCGAGGCGACCAGGAACUGGUUCGAGCGAUCGUGUUCUUCGCUGGCGCUGCUGGGGAGGAUACGGAUUGCGCCCGGGGGCGUCAAUGUCACGGUAUGUCGGAGGCAGCAUGGAAUCGCUGAGGGAGCACAUCGAUGCUGUCGCGGGCCAGGAGCUGUUCCAGGGAUGCGAUUUCAAGCUCGCUGCGUGCUCCCGGCCUAUGGAUCGCGAUGCCGCUGCGAGCUGUGGCUUUGAUUCCUUGUCCGUUCGUCUGGUUGAGGAAAUCGUGACGCUUGGUGUAUUCCCUUCUCCGUCGCUUGCAAAUGCUGGGAAGCAUCUAUCGCCAGAGCAGUUCCAUGGAAUGCUCGACCAAGCAGGAAACUUGAAACAAAGCAACGCUGUAGUUCUCGAUGCAAGGAACAUUUACGAGACCCGAAUAGGCAAGUUUUGCCCGCCUCCGGGAAUUGCUUUCCUCGACCCCAAGAUACGCCAGUACAGUGACUUGCCUGCUUGGAUAGACGAGCACGCGGAGCAAUUGCGCAACAAAUCAGUACUGAUGUAUUUCUUUCUAAGUCGUUUCUUUCAUUCAUGUGUUAUAUGCUUUUGCGUUUGUUGCAGGUAUUGCACUGGAGGUGUCCGGUGCGAGAUGGCUUCUGCUUACAUUCGUAGCAAAGGAGAGGAAUUCGAGAACGUCUACCAGCUUUCUGGUGGCAUUCAGCGGUAUCUGGAGGCAUUUCCUGAAGGAGGAUACUUCCAUGGGAAGAACUUUGUUUUCGAUCAUAGGAUAUCAGUUCCAUCGCUACAAGAUAAAACUGUUGGCUGCUGCUAUAGUUGCAAAUCUCCCUACGAUGACUAUACUCCACGGCUCCGUUGCUCCAUGUGUCGUAUGCUGGUACUUUUAUGCGAAAGUUGCAAGGCGUCGGUGCCUUAUCUCUGCGAGCUGUGCGCUGCUAAUCGGCAUUCUAGUGAACCAGUAGAAUCAGGACGUGAUAAAUGCUCGAAGUUAAGGAUACUGUGCCUGCACGGCUUUCGUCAAAACGCAUCAAACUUGAAGGGCAGGCUCGCAUCGCUGUCGAAGAAACUCAGACGUACAGCCGAGUUCGUCUUCAUAGAUGCUCCUCACGAGCUUCCGCUGCUCUAUCAACUUCUCGAGGACGAAACGAGGCGCGAACCUACAGCCCAGCCGCACAAGAAAUUUGCGUGGUUAACCGAUCCGGAUGGUCCGAAGGCUAGCACACAAACGUGGACUCCAGUACAGAAGUCUUUCGAUCCCAUGCAGUACCAAAAGCAAACGUCGGGUUGGAGCGAGAGCUGGGAGUACCUGGGACAAGUAUUGGCUGAUCGCGGGCCAUUCGAUGGCGUUCUCGGGUUCUCGCAGGGAGCGGCCGUGGCUGCCAUACUUUCUUCACUCAAGGAUGCUGGACUGAUCGACAUCAAGUUCGUCGUGCUGUGCUCGGGGUUCGUUUCGCCGGUGCUAGAGCAACAGGUGUUGGGAGGAUUGAUCGACUGCCCUUCGCUGCACAUUUUCAGUGGGAAAACUGGCAAUGACCGGCAAAUCGCUUGCACGGAAAGCGAGAGAUUGGCCGGGAAGUUCAGGCCUGGCUCUCGAAUGGUAGUUCGUCAUGACUCGGGGCAUAUAGUUCCCACUCGACCGGACUACCUCGAACAGUACGCCGAGUUUUUCAAGAAGUUUCUAUGACUUGUCUUUAAA
Selaginella moellendorffii is the source of this 1776-nucleotide messenger RNA. RefSeq names its product rhodanese-like domain-containing protein 6. The record is from RefSeq and is a predicted model, not a curated record. The coding region runs from base 4 to 1764 and encodes 586 amino acids. The transcript has 8 exons. NCBI's taxonomy places the organism in Eukaryota, Viridiplantae, Streptophyta, Lycopodiopsida, Selaginellales, Selaginellaceae.